AAUGAUUUGUCUCACCCAUGUAAACUGAUACAUUCUGCUGAAGAGCUGGUGCUUUUAAAAAACAAUAUACUUGCUGGCUGGAUCACCAGAUAAAAAGAGAAGAAAGAAAGUCGAAAAAAGGACACUGAUACAGCAAUCUCAUUGAAUAAUUGGUGGUCCUAUAUUUCUGUGUCACCGAAGAUCCAGAAUGCAGAUUUCGCAGUGUGUUCUUGGAAGUUUGCUGUUGAAUAUAUUUUAUCUGAUUCAGCUGAAUGGAGCUGCAGAGAAAAAAUGGAAGGGGCGAGGUACCACCCCCAACCUAGAAGAUAUUAUUAUUGGCCGGUGUUCUGAUUACAUUGCAAUAGUGAAUCCUUCUGUGGGUGAUAAAAACUGCUCUGCUAUAUGGGCCGCUUUUAAGAGUGCCUUUGCCAGCAAGGAUCCCUGUUCUAUCAUUCCAUCUGAUUAUGAGCUCUUUAUCAACAUGACACACCAUGAUAUCCCAACAGAUAAGUCACUUUUCUGGGAAAACAACAAAGGCUUGGUGAACAAAUACACAGACAAGACCAAGCGGUACAUGGGCCUUGGUGACACGCUAAGUGGAUGGGUGGCAGAUGAUCUCAGCUUCUGUGGAUCACUCACUGGGACAGGGAUUGACUACGUCUCCUGUCCCACUACAGCAGAAUGUGAGCACAAUGCAGAGGAGUCCUUCUGGAGAAUCGCUUCUGUAGCUUAUGCCAGAGGAAGCUCUGGGGAAAUCCAGAUCCUGCUCAAUGGAUCCACACCAGGAGGUGCUUUCCCUGUGCCCAGCUUUUUAUCAGAAUAUGAAAUUCCCAAUUUUCAAGAUGACAAGGUAACCAAAAUGAACAUCUGGGUGAUGGAUGACAUUGGCGGAGUUGAUGUAGACUCGUGUGGAAAGAACAGUACAGCGAUACUGGAGUCUAUUUUAAUGUCAAGACAUUUUCCAUACAAGUGUGUCGACAAUUACAGACCAGUCAGGAUUUUGCAGUGUGUGGACUUCCCUGAUCACCCGGAUUGUACAACAAAUAGGAGCAUGUUUACCGCCUCAUCGUGGAUGAUGAUGACUCUCUCUUUUAUCACCUUAAUUUUCAAUCAUGUCGAUAUUUUUUGUCAUUAAAAAUUCUUCUUCUUCAGCCAAUAAUAAAGCUUCCAGUAAUAAAACUGUUA
Messenger RNA from Rana temporaria (common frog), 1164 nucleotides. Its product is annotated as ADP-ribosyl cyclase/cyclic ADP-ribose hydrolase 2-like. Lineage: Eukaryota; Metazoa; Chordata; Amphibia; Anura; Ranidae. Gene Ontology annotation, cellular component: plasma membrane. The coding region runs from base 188 to 1114 and encodes 308 amino acids. Gene Ontology annotation, biological process: positive regulation of B cell proliferation. The transcript is spliced from 9 exons. The record is from RefSeq and is a predicted model, not a curated record. Gene Ontology annotation, molecular function: NAD+ nucleosidase activity; phosphorus-oxygen lyase activity.